Molecule: messenger RNA, 402 nt
Organism: Microsporum canis CBS 113480
Lineage: Eukaryota; Fungi; Ascomycota; Eurotiomycetes; Onygenales; Arthrodermataceae
Exons: 2
Coding region: 1-402 (133 amino acids)
Source: RefSeq, a predicted model, not a curated record
AUGAAGAUUACCGCUGUGGAGGCCCAACCCAUCAGGCUUCCAGCAAGAAUACUCAGAAUACGGCAUGUUGAUUUUCAAAUGAGGAUUUCAAUCCCGCAAGACAAUGGCAGCAGCUUAAUUGCCCGGACGCACUCUUCAAACCCGCGGCUGCGGCUAUUUCCUCCAUGGUAUGCAUUAGCCAUAUGCAUUUGCAUGCCACUUUCAAUAUGUCUAAUGGAAAGACAAUACGGAGUACAUGGCAAGACUCUAUGGAGAGAUGACUUAACACCAGGAGAUCCAGAGGAAAAGCUCGCAAGGGGGUUACAAACCUCAGAUAUAGUCUUUGAUAAAUGUGAACGUAUCUUCGGGAAUAAGGCUGGUACCAGGUCACCCCAAAAAUUACGACGCAGAACUAUGCAAUGA